Molecule: messenger RNA, 780 nt
Organism: Adineta ricciae
Lineage: Eukaryota; Metazoa; Rotifera; Eurotatoria; Adinetida; Adinetidae
Source: the annotation of a GenBank genome assembly
AUGAAACGCCUCUCGUCACCAUUCAUAGUUUUACUUCUACUUUCUAUAUGGAUAGCUGUCUUAUCAGCAGUCAACGGGCAACAGGUAGUAAGACCAGCACAACGUCCCGGUGCUGUGCGAAAUACUGAAGACGAUGAAAAUACCGGGGCAGACGGUGUGAUCGAUCGCAAUCGCAAUCGCAAUGGAGAUGGUGAUUUUGACAGUGAAAAUCGCCGAAACCGUAACAAUGUUCCAAAUCGAAAGAGACCAUUCGAUCGAAAUGAUGACGAAAACUUCGACGACGAUACGACUGACCGACGAAAUCGAUUUCCAGACCGAUCAAAAAACCGAGGUAACAAUACACCAGAUCGAAGAAAGCCAUUCAAUCGCGAUGACGGCGAUGAUGAUGAUUCGGACGAGCUACAGCCAUCAAAAGAUCGCAAACGAAAGAACGGAAAGAAAGAUAAACAUAUGAAAAAACACAAACAUGGGAAAGAUCAUCCUGCUUGCCGAAAACACGGAAAACGCCAUCCUGGUUGCAAACAUGCGCGAAAACAUCAUCAUCAUCAUCACCACGACCAUAAACGUCAUCGUCACCGAAAACCAAACGGUGGCAAAGAUGAUUUCAGUGACGAAGAACACGAUGAAGGAUUCGGUAGCAGGAAUAAAGGCCGCGGAAAGGAUAAAAAAGAUCGUAAUAACGAAAAUCCACGCCGUCGACCUGAUACAUCUGAUCGAAAUCAAAACGAGGAAGAUGUCGAUGAUUCAAAUUCAAAUAUCAUCAAUCGAAAUGAUGCCUAA